This is a messenger RNA of Alternaria atra, 2370 nucleotides long. RefSeq lists its product as uncharacterized. Lineage: Eukaryota; Fungi; Ascomycota; Dothideomycetes; Pleosporales; Pleosporaceae. The transcript has a single exon. The record is from RefSeq and is a predicted model, not a curated record. Gene Ontology annotation, cellular component: mitochondrial matrix; cytoplasm. Bases 1 to 2370 code for a protein of 789 amino acids. Gene Ontology annotation, biological process: cellular response to heat. Gene Ontology annotation, molecular function: ATP binding; ATP hydrolysis activity.
AUGCUGACCAGUAGAACACGCAUAGCCACGAGGCGCAUUGCCUCACCAUCCCUCCCACGAUCACUUCCCAUUCGCACAUCGCCGCUAUGUCUCCACGCAUCCCCAGUACGACUGCCUCGGCAGCAAAAGAUCCUAAGACCGCUUGUAUCGUUGCGAACAUAUGCAAACGGAGGCCGACCGCAUCCUCCAGGUGGAACACAUCGCAUGAAUCUGGGUGGUGAGCCGGAAAAGCCUGCCUUGGAACAAUAUGGUGUGGAUCUCACAGAGCGAGCGCGUGAUGGCAAAUUAGAUCCAGUCAUUGGACGAGACGGCGAGAUCCAGCGUACCAUUCAAAUCCUAUCGAGACGAACAAAGAACAAUCCCGUCCUCAUAGGCUCUGCAGGAACAGGAAAGACUGCCAUCCUUGAGGGCCUAGCACAGCGUAUUGUAAAAGGUGACGUGCCCGAAUCCAUCAAAGACAAGCGCGUCAUAUCCCUCGAUCUCGGGUCCCUCAUUGCUGGCGCAAAGUUCCGCGGAGAUUUCGAGGAGCGGCUCAAGAGCGUCUUGAAGGAAGUCGAGGAGGCCAAGAAGGGUGUCAUACUAUUCGUGGAUGAGCUACAUACAUUGUUGGGCUUGGGCAAGGCAGAAGGUAGCAUCGAUGCGAGCAACCUUUUGAAGCCCGCACUCAGCCGCGGAGAGCUACAACUCUGCGGUGCGACAACACUCAACGAAUACCGACAGAUUGAGAAAGACGCAGCGCUUGCGAGACGGUUCCAGCCAAUCCUAGUGGGCGAGCCGACCGUACAAGACACCAUCUCGAUACUGCGUGGUAUCAAAGAGCGAUACGAGGUCCAUCACGGCGUACGCAUUACCGACAACGCUUUAGUCGCCGCUGCUGCGUACAGCAACCGAUAUAUUACCGACCGUUUCCUUCCAGACAAGGCCAUCGACUUAGUAGACGAGGCUGCGAGUGCCCUCCGUCUUCAGCAAGAGAGCAAACCCGAUGCGAUCCAGGAGCUAGACCGUCAGAUCAUGACGAUCCAGAUUGAGCUUGAAUCGCUCCGCAAAGAGACAGACAUUGCCAGUAAAGAGCGACGCGAGCGCCUUGAAGAAUCGUUGAAACAGAAACAGGAGGAAGUGAAGGGCUUGACUGAGAAGUGGGAAAAAGAGCGAGCAGAGCUCGAUGAAAUCAAGAAUGCGCAGGAGAACCUCGAAAAGGCAAAGCUCGAGCUCGAACAAGCCCGCCGAGAAGGUAACUUCGCCAAGGCUGGUGAACUGCAGUACAGCAGAAUCCCCGAGCUAGAGCAGAAGCUUCCCAGGGACGAGGAAGUGACUGCAGGGGCCAACCGACAGGGCUCAUUGCUGCACGACUCCGUCACUGCAGACGAUAUUGCAUCUGUCGUCUCUCGCACGACUGGCAUUCCACUGUCCAAACUCAACUCGGGAGAAAGCGAGAAGCUUAUACACAUGGAGGACAUUCUUCGACAAUACGUCAAGGGCCAGGAUGAGGCAUUGAAGUCUGUCGCGAACGCCAUUCGUCUGCAGAGAGCUGGCCUGUCAGGCGAAAACCGGCCCAUCGCUUCCUUCAUGAUGUUGGGACCGACUGGUGUAGGAAAGACGGAAGUUUGCAAAAGAUUGGCGGAGUAUCUGUUCAGUACUCCACAGGCUGUCAUUCGAUUUGACAUGAGCGAGUUCAGCGAGAAGCACACCGUCUCGCGCCUCAUUGGUUCUCCUGCAGGCUAUGUUGGGUAUGAGGAUGCUGGCCAGCUUACCGAAGCCGUCCGACGAAAGCCUUAUGCAGUCCUCCUGUUCGAUGAAUGGGAGAAGGCUCACAAGGAUAUCUCAACGCUCCUCCUACAGGUGCUUGACGAAGGCUUCCUCACAGACGCCCAAGGCCAUAAGGUUGACUUCCGCAACACCAUUAUAGUCAUGACAUCGAACCUAGGAGCCGAUAUAAUCGUCGGCGACGACGUUCUACACUCGGUGGACAAGGACUCCAGUGAGAUCUCACCAGCAGUACGCAGCGCUGUUAUGGAUGUCGUCUCCGCCACAUACCCACCGGAGUUCCUCAACCGUCUCGACGAGUUCAUUGUCUUCCGCCGUCUCUCACGCGAAGCGCUCAGAGACAUCGUGGAUAUCCGUCUGAAAGAAUUACAGCAGCGACUGGACGACCGCAGGAUCGUCCUAGAAUGUCCGGACGAAGCCAAGCAAUGGUUAUGUGAUAGGGGAUACGACCCGAAGUUCGGUGCUCGGCCACUGAACAGACUCAUCGCAAGAGAAAUCGGCAACAGUCUGGCGGACAGGAUAAUCCGUGGAGAGAUCCGCAGCGGCGACACAGCCAAGGUCGCCAUCAACGAGGAAGGCACAGGUCUAAUCGUUACUGCUUCAUGA